This is a messenger RNA of Ostrea edulis (European flat oyster), 4157 nucleotides long. Its product is annotated as TNF receptor-associated factor 3-like. Gene Ontology annotation, cellular component: plasma membrane signaling receptor complex. Lineage: Eukaryota; Metazoa; Mollusca; Bivalvia; Ostreida; Ostreidae. The record is from RefSeq and is a predicted model, not a curated record. The transcript has 13 exons. Gene Ontology annotation, molecular function: protein binding; zinc ion binding. Gene Ontology annotation, biological process: tumor necrosis factor-mediated signaling pathway; regulation of apoptotic process; positive regulation of JNK cascade. The coding region runs from base 184 to 1785 and encodes 533 amino acids.
UGUAGGGAAGCAAAGUCUAUUUCGGAAUACGGAGAUUCUGUUUGUUUAUCCCAUCAUGCCUAAUCUAGAACUUUCCGGAAGAAGAGUAUUUUGGCUGAAAACAAGUUUGCGGAAAAUAUCCAGAAAUGCAAUUUCAGAAUAAGAAACAUGCAAUUCUCGACAAAGGGGUCGUAAGUAUCUCCAAUGGCGGAGGCUACUUUCAGUUCUCUUUCAUCAUCGAGUCUUAAAUCAUCUCUUCAACAAACCCCUCCUGGCAACCCAGUCUUUGUUGCGUUCGAUGACAAGUACAGGUGUGUCGUAUGUAAUGGGAUAGUUAGAGAGGCUGUCCAGACGCCAUGUGGACACCGGGCGUGCGAGCAAUGCAUCUUCCAAUUACUACACGGGAAUCCCAAGAAGGUGAAAUGUCCGGCCGGGGAGGAGACGUGCAGUUUUCUGGUAUUAAGCGAGAUUCACAGGGAUUCUGGGGCGCGGAGAGAGGUCCGCCUUUUGCUUGUCUUUUGUACCUUUAAAACAGAAGGUUGUGAGAAAAUUUUGCCAUGGAAAGAUUUGCAGGAUCAUGAAAUAAUGUGUACCUACCGACUCGUGGAGUGCAGAUUUUCCUCCGAAGGAUGUAAGGUCGUUGUGAUCAAGAGAGACGUAGAGAUUCACCAGAAACAAUGUCCUUUCCGGUUGGAGUCCUGCAAGUUUUGUCAACAGGAGAUCCAGAAUCAACUCGUGCAGGAACACUUGGAAAAGACCUGCCCCCAGUACGUGAUUCAAUGUACAUACAACUGUGGAACGAACCCGGCUCCAAGAGUUCAGAUGGAGCAACAUAGUAAAGAAUGCCCCCGACGACCGCUAAAGUGUAAAUACCACAGCAUUGGAUGUGAAUUUACAGGGUCGGAGGAGGAAAUGGAAAUGCACACGCGGUCAGAGACAGAUUCUCAUAUCCAACUUUCUGUGGUACGAAACACAGAGAAUGCACUGGAGGUACUCCAUUCCCGAGAAGUUACCCAGACAAUGGAUGUAAAAAUAACCGAACUUGAACAUCUGUUGACGAAGAAUUUACAAGUCAUUGAAGAUCUGAAAGGAGGAGUUGACACAAUGAAAAAAGCAAUGAAAGACAUUAAGCUGAAAGUUGUCGCACAAACGGAGAGGCUCAUCACUGUCGAAAGGAAAGUGGAAAAUCUCGCUGACAAUGAAGCACAUAAUAAACUGUCACGUGACAUGAUGAUGAUAAAGGAGACACAGAACACACUGGAAGGAAGAAUUAACCAAUUAGAAAGAGCAGGACCUAUGGGAGGAUCAAAUGGGAUCAAUGGAACAUUACCAGCACAAAUCCAACAGCAUGAACGUCAACUCGGCAUCAUGGACCUCAGAAUGGCAGAGCUGGAUUUACGUUUCCAGGUGAUGGAGACGGCAAGUUACAACGGAGUUCUGAUGUGGAAAAUCCGAGACUACCUGCGUCGUAAGGAAGAUGCAAGAACAGGAAAGACUAUUUCUCUUUACAGCCAACCUUUUUACACCGGUAGAUUUGGAUACAAAAUGUGUGCAAGGGUCUAUCUGAAUGGAGACGGUGUAGGAAAGGGUACUCACCUUUCUCUUUUCUUUGUUGUUCAAAGAGGAGAAUACGACGCGUUGUUGCCUUGGCCAUUCAAGCAGAAAGUCACGUUGAUGUUGUUGGACCAAGAAAACGGCACCCGAAAUUUGGUGGAUUCUUUUAGACCGGAUAUAACCAGCUCCAGUUUCAAGCGCCCCACGUCUGAGAUGAAUGUGGCCUCUGGCUGUCCGUUAUUUGUAUGUUAGUGGCUUCAAAUAUUGAUUGAAACGGUUAUUUAAGACAGCUUAUGAUGCAGACCUAUCGUAUAUGACUUGUUUAUUGGAAAGGAUGCGAAAUAGUACUAUGACUCUCAUUGAUACAUCGAUAUUUCUGGCAUGUGCGUAAUGUGAGAUUUUUACUACAUCACGGCCCACUUCACUGCUUCAUCUUCAAUUGUCUUAACUUAGUGAAUACCUAAAGUUUUCUAAAACUUUAUACUUAUCAUAUUGCUUCAUCAAUUCUCACUGCAUUUACUUAGCUGACAUAUUGCUUUCAACGAAUGCCUUGCCAGGCUUGUUGUUUACUGUAUUUAUUACUUGUUUUUCCAAUUCUUAUAUAUCAUAUUUGUCACAUGUUUAUGGAACACUCAAUAUGGUAGUGUCAUGAUUAUAUGUACAUAUAACUCGAUCUUACAUCUGGUCCCAUUUCUUGUAUCCCUUCUCUUAAUUCUUUAUCUUUUAUUGGAUUUUUGAGAUUGAUCACUGUCAGUUGUUUUCACUUUUUAAUUUACCAUUUUUCUACUUUCAUGUCACUGUGAGACAAAGGUAAUUUCAAUACGUUUGCACUGCCCGUUAAAGAAGCGCACUGGUUUUGACUAAUACGGGCGAAAAUGUUUAUUACAGUUUAAUAUUUACCUUCUUGGACAAAGGUAAACACUGAGUAAACAUACCUACAACAUUACUUCAUCUUCACUAGUACGGCGAAGAAGAUACUGAUUCCAUGUUCAUAUCAUGUCAGCCAGAGAAUAAGUCUGGCAAAGUUUUUUCGUAUUUCGAUAGCCAUUGCACAAACACGUCCAUCAAACACGUCUCAGUACAAAUAUCAUAACGACGGCUUGCCAAUGUGUACUUCGCUAGACUCAGAUUAUCACAUUUAAGAAGUUACCAACAAGCGGACACAGCAUGUGUAUGGAUCAUUACUCUGACCGAAAUUUCCCACAGAAAUAGCGCCUUUUCUGAACCUUUUGGGUAAGACUCGAAUGUAUUCCAUUUGGGUCAGACUCGAAAGAUUUGGUCAUAUAUAUUCCAAUAUGUCAUGGGCCCAGUUGCACAAAAGUUAGUUACGCUCAACUGACAGUUAGCGUCUAGUUAACGCUAUAUGAAUGUAAAAGUUUUUUAGAAUAUAUGAAUGUAAGAGUUAAUGACAAUUUAAAAGUUAGUCAAAAUUAAAUAAUCUUUGUGCAACUGGGUCCAGAUUUUGGAAAGGUUUAACGGAGGUCAAAUGUUUCAUAAUAUCUUUCGUAAUGUAUCUGCACAUAUUUGUUAACUUACCAGCUUACAGCUGAUUGAAAAUAACUAUAUUCAUGAUAAACAAGCUGUGGGAUAAAUCUGUGAAGUUCCAAGUGCUGAAUCGGCAUCAUUUACUUCUUCAGACAAAAAAAUGCAUUGGAACAGUCUAAUAUACGCAGGGUUUAGAACCAAUUUUGUCAUUAGCGGUUCUGAUAAGUAAAAAUACACGUUUGACAAAAAUACCCUUUGGGAAUCCUCAAAAUUCUAUAAAACUUGUCCUACAUCAUUUUGUUUCUUCUAAUAGAAUAUUAGAAAAAACAAUUCAUGUUGGAAAAUUUUAAAUCCCAUAGAAAAACGUUCAAGAUUGGGAAAAUGUAUCAUUCCCGUACAAUGUAGGAUAUAUACUUAUCCUUACGAAUUGACUACAUUCCACGAUUUUGUAAAACUUCUCACAUGAUUUUGAUAAAAUCCAUCAUGAAAUUUGUUUUAUUGGGAAAAACUUCCCGCAGGAAUGUUAAAAAGGUGUACUACUACCUAUGACAAAGGUUGUUUUGAAGUCUUGAUUCGGUGGUAACUGUUUAUCAGCCGACACCUUGAAAUUUCUCGAGAAACAAAACAAUAGGAGAUACUGAAAUCCCACUGGAUUUUGGCUGACAAUAAGGAUUGAAAUAGACGGAUUAUUAUACAUGUAUACGUGGAUAUCCGCAGCACAUUGAGGUAUGAAUGCCUAAAGAUUGAGAAGGCAAAGUCAAUGAAUGCUGAACACGUCUUUAAGAACCAUGAAAUUUUGAGAGCACCAUACGAUUAUAGCUGUUUGAAGUGAUUGAUAUAUGUUUUUAUUGACUGGAUGAGAGUAUAUUGACUGAAGAUGAAGUUCUGAUUAGGUCAAUAAAAAGGCUUGGCGUAAAAUGCUGACUUUGGAGCAUCCAAAUUGGGCCUCCAAAAUGGAGAUAUAGUGAAGCCUCUUGUCAUAAGAGAUUGUCAGGGGUGAAGCUUUGAGAGUGAAUUUCAACACAAAGCUUACAUGUAUGCUUGCAUUUCGAUUUCUGAUAUCUCGGCUGUCUUGAGUGUUUGUGACUAAAUUAUAAAGUUAUUCAAACAAAGCAGAGUGCUUUGAAGAUAAAGUAAAA